GACCCAGGCAGCUUCUUGGCUUGUGGGCCGGGCGGCCGGUGUGUGUGAGGGAAAGCGGGUGCGACUGCGGGAGGGCGCCCUCCGGAGCCGGAGCCCCCCUGCGGCCGCCGCGACCUCGCCCAGGGUCGUCGGGCGCCUCCUGCCCCGCCCCGCGCCGCGCGGCCCCCGCCGCCCUCCGCGCCGCUGCCGAGUGGACUGUGACCCGGCCGCGCUCUGCCGGUGCCGGGCCGGCUCGCGCGGGGCAGCUUUCACCUACCCAGGAAGUUUCCUCCAACAGGGCCGCACGCAUCCCAGUUAUCAAGUGGGAAUUCUGUAUAUGAAAAAUACUAUAGACAGGUUGAUACAGGCAAUACUGGAAGGGUGUUGGCUUCUGAUGCUGCUGCUUUCCUGAAAAAAUCAGGGCUUCCAGACUUGAUACUUGGAAAGAUUUGGGAUUUAGCUGACACAGAUGGCAAAGGUAUCCUGAACAAACAAGAAUUCUUUGUUGCUUUGCGUCUUGUGGCAUGUGCCCAGAAUGGAUUGGAAGUUUCACUAAGUAGUUUGAACCUGGCUGUUCCUCCACCAAGAUUUCAUGAUACCAGUAGUCCUUUGCUAAUCAGUGGAACCUCUGCAGCUGAGCUCCCAUGGGCUGUAAAACCUGAAGAUAAGGCCAAAUAUGAUGCAAUAUUUGAUAGUUUAAGCCCAGUGAAUGGAUUUCUGUCUGGUGAUAAAGUGAAACCAGUGUUGCUCAACUCUAAGUUACCUGUGGAUAUCCUUGGAAGAGUUUGGGAGUUGAGUGAUAUUGACCAUGAUGGAAUGCUUGACAGAGAUGAGUUUGCAGUUGCCAUGUUUUUGGUAUACUGUGCACUGGAGAAAGAACCUGUGCCAAUGUCCUUGCCUCCAGCCUUGGUGCCACCAUCUAAGAGAAAAACGGUCAGUAUAUCAGGCUCUGUGCGGUUGAUCCCCUCUUCAGCAUCAGCCAAGGAAUCUUACCACUCCUUACCAUCUGUAGGCAUUUUACCUACCAAAGCACCAUUAAGACAGUGGGUUGUAUCCCCUGCAGAAAAAGCUAAAUAUGAUGAAAUCUUCCUGAAAACUGAUAAAGAUAUGGACGGAUUUGUGUCUGGAUUGGAGGUCCGUGAAAUAUUCUUGAAAACAGGUUUACCUUCUACCUUACUAGCCCAUAUAUGGUCAUUAUGCGACACCAAGGACUGUGGGAAGCUUUCAAAAGAUCAGUUUGCCUUGGCUUUUCACUUAAUCAGUCAGAAGUUAAUCAAGGGCAUUGAUCCUCCUCACGUUCUUACUCCUGAAAUGAUUCCACCAUCAGACAGGGCCAGUUUACAAAAGAACAUCAUAGGAUCAAGUCCUGUUGCAGAUUUCUCUGCUAUUAAGGAACUAGAUACUCUUAACAAUGAAAUAGUUGACCUACAGAGGGAAAAGAAUAAUGUGGAACAGGACCUUAAGGAGAAGGAAGAUACUAUUAAACAGAGGACAAGUGAGGUUCAGGAUCUUCAAGAUGAAGUUCAAAGGGAGAAUACUAAUCUGCAAAAACUACAGGCCCAGAAACAGCAGGUACAGGAACUCCUUGAUGAACUGGAUGAGCAGAAAGCCCAGCUGGAGGAGCAACUCAAGGAAGUCAGAAAGAAAUGUGCUGAGGAGGCCCAACUGAUCUCUUCUCUGAAAGCUGAAUUAACUAGUCAGGAAUCGCAGAUCUCCACUUAUGAAGAAGAAUUGGCAAAAGCUAGAGAAGAGCUGAGCCGUCUACAGCAAGAAACAGCAGAAUUGGAGGAGAGUGUAGAGUCGGGGAAGGCUCAGUUGGAACCUCUUCAGCAGCACCUACAAGAUUCACAACAGGAAAUUAGUUCAAUGCAAAUGAAACUGAUGGAAAUGAAAGAUUUGGAAAAUCAUAAUAGUCAGUUAAAUUGGUGCAGUAGCCCACACAGCAUUCUUGUAAACGGAGCUACAGAUUAUUGCAGCCUCAGCACCAGCAGCAGUGAAACAGCCAACCUUAAUGAACAUGUUGAAGGCCAGAGCAACCUAGAGUCUGAGCCCAUACACCAGGAGUCUCCAGCAAGAAGUAGUCCUGAACUACUGCCUUCUGGUGUGACUGAUGAAAAUGAGGUGACUACAGCUGUUACUGAAAAAGUUUGUUCUGAACUCGACAAUAAUAGACAUUCAAAAGAGGAAGAUCCAUUUAAUGUAGACUCAAGUUCGCUGACAGGUCCAGUUGCAGAUACAAACUUGGAUUUUUUCCAGUCUGAUCCUUUUGUUGGCAGUGAUCCUUUCAAGGAUGAUCCUUUUGGGAAAAUCGAUCCAUUUGGUGGUGAUCCUUUCAAAGGUUCAGAUCCAUUUGCAUCAGACUGUUUCUUCAGGCAAUCUACUGAUCCUUUUGCCACUUCAAGCACUGACCCUUUCAGUGCAGCCAACAAUAGCAGUAUUACAUCGGUAGAAACGUUGAAGCACAAUGAUCCUUUUGCUCCUGGUGGAACAGUUGUUGCAGCAAGUGAUUCAGAUAAACAGACCAGCUAUCAUUUGGGAUGGGAGAGCAGAAAAUUUGAGGAAGCCACAGACCCCUUUGCUUCUGUUUUUGGGAAUGAAUCAUUUGGAGGUGGAUUUGCUGACUUCAGCACAUUGUCAAAGGUCAACAAUGAAGAACCUUUUCGUUCAGCCACAUCGAGCUCUGUCAGCAACGUAGUGAUUACAAAAAAUGUAUUUGAGGAAACAUCGGUCAAAAGUGAAGAUGAACCCCCAGCACUGCCACCAAAGAUCGGAACUCCAACAAGACCCUGCCCUCCACCACCUGGGAAAAGAUCCAUCAACAAAUUGGAUUCUCCUGAUCCCUUUAAACUGAAUGAUCCAUUUCAGCCUUUCCCAGGCAACGAUAGCCCCAAAGAAAAAGAUCCUGAAAUGUUUUGUGAUCCAUUCACUUCUGCUACUACCACUACCAAUAAAGAGGCUGAUCCAAGCAAUUUUGCCAACUUCAGUGCUUAUCCCUCUGAAGAAGAUAUGAUCGAAUGGGCCAAGAGGGAAAGUGAGAGAGAGGAAGAGCAGAGGCUUGCCCGACUAAAUCAGCAAGAACAAGAAGACUUAGAACUGGCUAUUGCACUCAGCAAAUCUGAGAUAUCAGAAGCAUGAAGAAUUCUCUUGUUCUUUGGCAACAAUAUAGUACUCUUCUUCCUGAAUACUGAAACUAUUUACAAUGUGUAUCAAAACUACCUGUGAGCAUGGGAAUACAAAAGGUUUGACAUUCCUGUAAAUGUGACAAAAUUUUAGGAUUUUUUUUUUCUUCAUUACAGAUUCGUCUUUUUUUUUUUUUUUUCUUAUAAAAGCCGUAACCCAGUCAGACAAAUUCACCUUCACUUAGGCCCCUGUUCUGGUAUACAUUUACUGUGAGCUUUUGCCUGCCUGUGCUAUUUUACUUGUAAAGCUAGAGCACCCAAGCUUCUGCCUUCUGGAAUAUAGAGAAAUAGUUUCACCCUGCACUACCCUGUUCUGUAGUUAUUCUGAUGAUAGCCAGUGAGGUUCUUAAAGUUUGCAGUAUUCUCCCCUGAUUGGAAUGGUUGAGUGAGGGUAAGGGAAAGAAUAUCUUAUUUCUUUUAUGAUUGGUGCAAAUUGGCUAAAGUGCAUUUUUAAAUUUCCUCUACUUAAUUUGUUUUUUAGAGAUAAGGAAAAAUAUUUUGCACAGAUUUACUCCACUAUGGAAAAGGGAUGCUUUAGGUUGAACCAUUAUAGUCUCAGAUUCGAUCUUUUCCUAACUAAAAAUAUUAAAGCCUCAUGUGUGAAAUAAAUUUUUAAAAAGAUUUAUCUGGAUUUAGAGAAUUUUAGAUCAACAGAUACCUCUCAGUGUGUUUGCUAAUUAAUAAAAAUCAGUUUCUUACAAAUAAAGUUUGUAAGAAAAUGUUCAUUUUAAGUGAUAGAUAGUGGAGAAAAUUUAUCACCUAAAAUAUACCCAUCAGUAUAAGGCAAGCAAAAGUCUUAACAUGGCAGCCAUUCUGCCUUUGCCGUGGCCCUGUCCUGUUUGGUUCUUAGUGGGUUAAUUUUUGUACUUUUGCAGAAGAAACUUCAGCAAGCUAGAACUGGAAGGUACUUUAAUUUUUCAUAUAUAUUUGUUUUUUUUUUAAUGAAGGCUCAUUUACUUGAAAUGUAAAAACUUUCACUGAAUACAAAUAGAAAAAGUGAUGUGUUUUAUAUCAUAUUGCUUUUUGUCCAUCUUUGUGGUUUAGUUUAUUUACUCACUUCAUGUUUUUCACCUAUAAAAUUGUCAAGCUAGCAAAAAAACUCUUGUUUUUUUAAUUGGGAGAGAAGAGACCUACCAGAUUAUCAAACCUCUUCAUGUUAAAAGACCAUCUCCUGUAAAACUGACCUAGUGGACAAGCUGAAUUUGAAAUAGACUGUGAAGUAAGCUGUAACUUGUCAUUUUAAUUUUGUUUAACACGGUUACUGACUUAGAUGAUGUAUUGAAUACCAAGAUAAAGAAAAAUGCACCUAAAAUCUAAUUAGAAUUCUCUGGGUCACCAAGUCAAGGUGGUAUUGAUCUGUGUUAAUCUGAGUAACUUAUUGCCUAGCCUAUAAAUAAAUUCCAAAAUAUCCAAUUCAUUUCUUCUUGAAA
Messenger RNA from Pan troglodytes (chimpanzee), 4588 nucleotides. RefSeq names its product epidermal growth factor receptor pathway substrate 15 (gene EPS15). Gene Ontology annotation, molecular function: cadherin binding; calcium ion binding. The record is from RefSeq and is a predicted model, not a curated record. Gene Ontology annotation, cellular component: cytoplasm; plasma membrane; clathrin coat of coated pit. The coding region runs from base 796 to 3114 and encodes 772 amino acids. The transcript is spliced from 26 exons. Lineage: Eukaryota; Metazoa; Chordata; Mammalia; Primates; Hominidae. Gene Ontology annotation, biological process: endocytosis; endosomal transport.